GCGCCGCCUUCUCGGUCGGUUUCGGCGUCGCCUUCGCGCGUGCGCGCGGCGUCACGUGGUGCUGGCGAUGGCGGCUCCGGAGGAGCGCGGGGCGGGGGGCGCCGCCGAGGAGGCGUUCCUCACCUUCUACAGCGAGGUAAAACAAAUCGAAAAACGAGACUCUGUUUUAACAUCAAAAAACCAAAUUGACAGGCUGACCCGACCUGGAUCUUCUUAUUUCAACUUGAAUCCUUUUGAGGUUCUGCAGAUGGAUCCUGAAGCCACAGAUGAAGAAAUAAAGAAAAGGUUCCGACAGCUGUCAAUAUUGGUACAUCCAGACAAAAAUCAAGAUGAUGCAGAUAGAGCUCAGAAGGCAUUUGAAGCUGUAGAUAAAGCAUACAAGUUGCUGCUAGAUCAGGAGCAAAAGAAGAGGGCCUUGGAUGUGAUACAGGCAGGAAAAGAAUAUGUGGAACAUACUGUGAAAGAAAAAAAGAAGCAAUUGAAGAAGGAUGGAAAACCUCCCAAUGUAGAAGAAGAUGAUCCUGAAGUUUUCAAACAGGCUGUAUACAAACAGACAAUGAAGCUCUUUGCUGAACUGGAAAUUAAGAGGAAAGAAAGAGAAGCUAAAGAAAUGCAUGAAAGGAAACGACAAAGAGAAGAAGAAAUUGAAGCACAGGAGAAGGCUAAACGAGAACGAGAGUGGCAGAAGAACUUUGAGGAAAGUCGGGAUGGUCGUGUGGACAGCUGGAGAAAUUUCCAGGCAAAUACAAAGGGCAAGAAAGAAAAGAAGAACAGGACCUUCCUGAGACCUCCUAAAGUAAAAAUGGAGCAGCGCGAAUGAUCUUGGCAGCACUGCCAAAGAGCAGCUCCCCAGUCCCCUCCCUGCUUUUAAGGACUCAUUGGCACCUAGAGUAAGAAUUGCUUUUUAGUAGACUGUUUGUUUCCAGUUCAAUUAAUUAUUGGUCAAAGUAUUUUUUUGUACUCAGUCCAUUUGAACUAGGGCCAUAGUAUGAACCCAGCCAGGAACCCGCUAAAUGUAGAAUAUGUGGCUUAGGAGGGUCCUCCCAUUAUUGCUGUCCUGUCUGUCUGCUGCCCUGUAACUCGAUGUUUUGUACUUUACAGAGAUUGUGCUGUUUCACUAUAUUCGUUUCUAGUUUGAGAGCUGAACAAAAUAUCAGAAAUGCAUCUGUAUCUGUUCAGGCAUCAUCUUUCUCAGCAAGUUCAGCUUCAGGAAGGUCUGAGCUGACUCUGGAGAUCCGCUUCCAUUACUGUUCAGUGCAGCUGCUGCAGUUAAGAGACCUGCAGCUCCUCUCUGCACUGCAUGGUGCUUGGAAGGACUCUUCUCCCAAGAUCUGAUUUCCAUUCUGAAAUCCCAGCUCUCAAGCUUACACUUCUGUUAAUCUCAGACCAGCUGGUCACUUUCUGUAAAGAUAAAAUAACGUCUCAAAUAAUAGUUAAGUUGCAAUGGUCUGUAUGUAAAAUAAAUUUUUACCCAAGUUA
Messenger RNA from Phasianus colchicus (ring-necked pheasant), 1479 nucleotides. It is a transcript of the gene DNAJC8, whose product is annotated as DnaJ heat shock protein family (Hsp40) member C8. Gene Ontology annotation, cellular component: nucleus. The record is from RefSeq and is a predicted model, not a curated record. NCBI's taxonomy places the organism in Eukaryota, Metazoa, Chordata, Aves, Galliformes, Phasianidae.